Messenger RNA from Papilio polytes (common Mormon), 1006 nucleotides. It is a transcript of the gene DnaJ-10, whose product is annotated as dnaJ homolog subfamily C member 9. Gene Ontology annotation, cellular component: nucleus; cytoplasm. Gene Ontology annotation, molecular function: heat shock protein binding. The record is from RefSeq and is a predicted model, not a curated record. The transcript is spliced from 5 exons. NCBI's taxonomy places the organism in Eukaryota, Metazoa, Arthropoda, Insecta, Lepidoptera, Papilionidae. The coding region runs from base 139 to 936 and encodes 265 amino acids.
AGUCAAAAACAUACGUUUGAUUUUGACGUCGUAACGUAUACGAUAUUUUAUUUGUGAUUUCUUUGGCGAUAGUUCUUAUUUAACUAUCUGAUAAACUUCUGUAUUUAGUUUAGUGUAAUUUGAGUACCAAAUUUUAUAAUGGGCCUUUUACAAUUAUGUGAACAGUAUUUUAAUACGUCUAACCUAUACGAAGUUUUUCAAAUACCGGAGAAGGCUACAGAAAAAGAAGUCAAAAAAGCAUAUCAUAAGUUAUCUCUGAAAAUACAUCCUGACAGAGUUAGUGAAGAUGAGAAACUGGAAGCUACUGAGAAGUUUAAAGUGUUGGGUGCAGUACAUGCUAUACUCAGUGACAAAGAAAAGAGAACUAUCUAUGAUGAAACAAAGUGUGUUGAUGAAGAUGAUUUAAGUUUUGAACGAGAUUGGUCAGUUUAUUGGAGAGGAUUGUUCAAAACAGUAACUGAAGAAGACAUUGUAGCUUAUGAAAAGAAAUAUAUUGGUUCUGAAGAAGAAAAAGAUGACUUAAAAAAAUUAUAUGUAGAUGGAAAAGGUGAUAUGGACUAUAUUCUUGAUCAGUAUCAGUUUGAUCGAUUAGAACAUGAAUCUAGGAUCAGAGAAAUUCUUACAGAAAUGAUUGAAAAGGAAGAAAUUCCAUCAUACAAAAAAUUCACACAUGAGUCAACCAAAAAGCGUCAGAAGAGAACUGCGAAAAUAAAGAAGGAAGAAAAAGAAGCAGAGGAAUUGAAAUCUGAAUUAGGUUUAGGUUCAGGUAAAAACAGUUUGGAAGAAUUGAUCAAACAACGACAACAAUCAAGAUCAUUAGAAAUGGAUUCCUUGAUUGACGACAUCGCAGCUAAGUAUGGUGGCAAAAAGACUAAAGCGACUAAACGUAAAUCACCAUCAGACGCAAAAGGUUCAAAAAGGAAAAGAAAGAAUUAACAAAAUAUUUAACUUCCAAUGUUUUAAAAUAAUUUAAUUAUUAUUACAUUCUGUAAUUUAUUUCAAUUAA